Molecule: messenger RNA, 949 nt
Organism: Ceratosolen solmsi marchali
Lineage: Eukaryota; Metazoa; Arthropoda; Insecta; Hymenoptera; Agaonidae
Product: collagen alpha-2(I) chain-like
Exons: 2
Coding region: 208-750 (180 amino acids)
Source: RefSeq, a predicted model, not a curated record
UUAACGUGUUUUUUAUCUCCUGAACGAUUUUCAGGUAGUGUGAAAAGCUCCAGUAUCGAAUAAUAGAAGCAGGAUAUAAUACAAGAAUCGUCUCGAGACCGCGUAACGACGAUCCGCAUUUUUCGGUCGUCCGUUCAAAACUUUCGACGCAAUGACUUGACCUCCAGCAGCCUCGAAAUUGCCUACCUACAUCUCUUCAUAGCUCUAAUGCAUUUGUUUCGUUUGAAAAAGCUGCUUUUCCGCACGUUAAAACGACAGGGCCACACUUUCUUCGCGAUCGCCGCCUCGGACAUAACCAAGCUGGGCGUCCGCGACAUUCUGCCUCUUCCUCGAGCAGCCGAGGGCGCAGCGGCCUCAAAUAGUGAAAUUGGGCGAGGAUCACGGAGCAGCGCCUGGCGCGCAGGUAAUACAGCCUCCAGCGGCACCCACGGACGUCCAGCCAAGCGAGUCUGUCCAGUCACGCCGCGCGGCGAAUGCGCACCACCUCCAAGACGUCGACCCCCUCGGUCAUCAAACUUUCCGGGGUCGGGGCCGGAUCAAAGUCGGCACAGCGUUCAUCCCCGAGGCCCGAACAUGAAUCGUCUGCAGCCCUCGGUGAGCAGCGCCCCCGGCGGAGCCCUAGUCCCAGUCGUAAUCCAACAAACCCGAGUCCCGAACGUCCGGGAAAUCUCGAGCUCCUACCGCAACAUCAACGCAAGCCGUCUGACAAUAUCGCGGGCCUAUUACUAUCGCAAGAACUGGCGACCCUGAGACCACUGGGCCCGGUCCAAAACGCUACCCCCAAGCCCGCAGGUGUCCAGGGCCUGGUGCAGCUCUCGCCGGCUCCUCUCACCUGCGGACAUCAGCUUCACCGUGCGGCACCGGCAUCGCGCGAGCUCCACAAGCUUGUGCCGGUCCAAAGCGUCGCCAAUAUCUAUCCUCUACCGGCCGGUUGUGUGCAGCAACAGCA